UUCAGUUUCAUUCUAUCCAUUAAAGUUUUGCUAUAAUUGAAGAUGGUUGACCGACUAUCUAAACAACAAAUCGCUGAUAUUUGGGAAGCUUUCAAAUUGUUUGAUAAAGAUUGUGAUGGUAAAAUUACAUCAAUGGAAUUAGGAGCCGUAAUGAAGACUUUUGGAUUAAACCCAACAGAUAGCGAAAUCGAGGACAUCAUCAACGAAUUUGAUGUUCAUAAUGACAAAUUUAUCGAUUUCAAUAGUUUUCUGACAAUGAUGAGUGCCAAAAUGAAGGAUACAGUAUUGGAAAAAGAAAUAAGUGAAGCUUUUCGCAUUUUUGAUAAAGACUGUGACGGUUUCAUCUCUACUGAAGAAUUUCGUGAUGCAAUGGAUAAACUAGGUGAAAAAUUUACCGAUACAGAAGCUAAUCAAAUAUUACAAGCUAUCGAUAUAGAUUGUGAUGGACGAAUAAGCUAUGAAGAAUUUGCAAAGGCGAUUGGAUAUAAACUUAAAUCGAAGCUUUCAUAAAUCGAAAUUCUAUUUUAACAUAAGCUGAAACGUUAUGGCAUUUGUCUAUGAAUUUUAAAUAAUAAAGAACUUCGUAAUUAA
Messenger RNA from Tetranychus urticae (two-spotted spider mite), 591 nucleotides. Its product is annotated as calmodulin-alpha-like. Gene Ontology annotation, molecular function: calcium ion binding. NCBI's taxonomy places the organism in Eukaryota, Metazoa, Arthropoda, Arachnida, Trombidiformes, Tetranychidae. Gene Ontology annotation, cellular component: myosin II complex. The record is from RefSeq and is a predicted model, not a curated record.